Molecule: messenger RNA, 5099 nt
Organism: Hermetia illucens (black soldier fly)
Lineage: Eukaryota; Metazoa; Arthropoda; Insecta; Diptera; Stratiomyidae
Exons: 7
Coding region: 582-4682 (1366 amino acids)
Molecular function (GO): protein binding
Source: RefSeq, a predicted model, not a curated record
AGUACGGAUCGGUUGGUUCCAGAUACCUUGGCCUAUGUAAUGUAGUGUGAAAUUGAACUGAUUGCAGUUGAACGGAACAGUUCUUUGGAGACUUAUUGGAAGAAAGAAUAAAGUCAUAAAUUGUUUUGCUUCUGCAGUUUUUAUUUUUGAUUAAUGACUGCACUGAGGUUGCUAAGUGAUUUGCGCACGCGUACGGAUCAAGAGUUUUUCUCAAUGGUUUUAAGUCAAUGCAAUCAGUUGUGUGAUUGCGCGUCGUUAAUUGCAUUGAGUGCAAAUUUGUGAACGAUCUGGUAGUAGUGUGGAGUUUGCGAAGCUGUGAACAUACUGGGUUCAAGGAAAACAGGGCAUGCAUAAUCGAAGUUAGUGGCGUGAACUUAGAGUUUCUAAAGUGCUUGGAAUGUUUUAACAGUAAGUGGUUGUGGCCGAAGUAUUUGGCGAAGGUAUAUAGGAAGAUACUGUGGAAGUGUGCAUUGUAUUAGAUAAAUUGGUGUGAUAUAGCAAAUAUUUUGCCGGCGACUGAAUAUCCGUUAAUAUUGCCACCCAAGGUCAAGUUCGAGAACAAUAGAGACGCCUUGAUAUGCAUGAAUUCCAUUACUGGAUGCAUUUUUAGUGGAAUUCAUUUCAAAACCUUACAACCUCUGGCCGGAUAUUUUCCCUUGAUAAAUGCCAACACAAUACCAAACAGAAUGUUAGAAAAUUUGCUUCGGAUAAUUUGCAUAAUUUGCUUCGGAGCAUCUUUAGGAGUAUUCGCUGAUAUUAGAGUGAUUGAUGAUGGAGAACGUGCGGGAUGCUUUCAUGAUGGAACGCUAUUUGCAAACGGAUCCAUGGUACCAACGAUGGAACCUUGCUUAAGCUGUCGAUGUAAUAUUAACACUUUGAUAUGCAGUCUUCGAGUUUGUCCGGAAAUGCCAGUGCCACCCCCACGCGGUUGUAUUCUCGUUCAAAAGAAAAGUGGAUGCUGUCCAUAUCUGUCUUGUAAAAAAUAUCAUACUCCAUAUGAUGGACAAAAUAGGCGGAUAGUCGCGUAUCUGGAUCAUUAUGAACGAGAAACUAUUGAUCGUGUGGUUAAUGAUAAUGUACUGCAAAGACGAUCCGAUGAUUCUGAUUUGGAUGGAACUGGCGAAAUUUGUAUCGUGAAUGGCACAGUAUACAAAUCCGGCUCAGCGAUGGGUUCAUCUAGCCUUUGUUCGUAUUGUUACUGUAUUGGAGGCAUCCAAAAAUGUGUCAAACCAAAAUGUAUGUUAAAUAUGGACGGCUGCAAACCGAUUUUCGUUGAUUCAACUUGUUGUCCAGUGCGCUAUGAUUGUUCCUCCAGAAAUUCCGGUAUUGUCAAAGCUUCCCGUUUUCAAAUUAGAAGUGGUAAUAAACAUUAUUUGAGGGUUAUUGGACGAACUCAAAGAAACCGAGGGUGUAUUAUCAAUUCGACGUUCUAUCACGAAGGGCAAAAACUGCCUACGGAUCCCGAAAGGCAUUGUGACAUAUGCUUCUGUAUAAGAGGAUCAAGAAAAUGUGCACCGAAAAAGUGCGCACCCCCUCUAAAAAAUUGCAUACCUGUAGUUCCGAAGGGUCAAUGUUGUCCUUCAAGCUAUGAUUGUAAUAAUACUAGAGAGCCAGGAAGGCAGUUUGAUCUGUUUUCCUUAUUGUUUGGCCCGGAGAACAACGCUAGUACAACCGAUGUUUCUCCAACAACUGUAGCUUUUAGCAGUAAUGGUAUUAAAACUAGUACCGAGAAAACGUUUUUCGAUGCCAUUCGAGAGGGCCUGGAGUACAUAGAUAACAGUGAGAGUACGGUCGCGGAUGUGCUGAAACAACUGAAUAUUAUAAAUGAUACAACAACUAGCACCUCGACUAGUACGACGGAAACUGCUUUGUUAGAUAAAUUGGAUCAGGAGGAAGAUGAAGAUUUGGGGUUGUUCGAUAUUUUGUUAGGUAAGACCAAGGAGAAAGAUAGCGAGAAAAGUAAUUCUACAGAGGACUAUGAUGAGGAAGGUAACGCUGAUGGAGAAGAAGUUAAUAGCACGGAAGUCACCGAUACGGGCAAUGACAAAAGCGGUGACAACCUGCUGGAAAAACAAGUUAACAACCCAGAAGUCAUCACUAAUAAGGAUACCGGCAACAACACAGAAGAGCAAAAGGUGGAGGGGGGGACCAAAAUGGAAGUUACUGAAGAUGAUCUCGUGGACGAGGAUAAAGUGACGGUAUCGAUUAUGAGCAUCACUGAUGAUGAUCCAACUACAGACAACCCGCCUAGUACCAUUGAGUAUGCAAAUGAAGAAUCUGAUGAAUAUCUAUACAGCACAACUGCAGAAGAAGAAGAUAGUACAGAGUUUGUGGACGAGGAAGAUAACGAUGUUCACGAAGAAGAGCAGAUUGUAACUACUACCGAACCAAAUACAACAGAAGCUAGCUCCAUUCAACAGGAUGAACAACAUACGUCCACUGAGGUUAUCGCAAGUACUGAAGUAGAAAGUAAGAACAAUGGAUUAGAUAUUCGCGCAAGUACACUGCCAAGUAUAGGUAACGCAACUGAAGAAGAGAUGAAUACAGAAUUGCCUCCGAGCACAUCUGCUCUAAACAAUGAUCAUAAAGAUCAAACAACUGAAACCAAUGGUGGCGAUUUCUUUUCAGCGUUGUUUAAUGGCUUGACCAAAAUUCUCGAACCAACAAAUAAUAAAACCGUUUCUGUCGGUAUCGUGAAUAAAACAAAUAACGAUGCAAAUGAUGAAAAUGUGGAUGCAAUUUCUGAAUCUACCCCCAACGGAAAAUCUACGUCUUCGACAGAAUCUUCGAUAACAGUUUCCCCGCCUGUAAUGGAAGUUACAACGGAAAAACCAAUUCCUGUGUCUCCACCUUCCAUCAACAUAUUAACCCCCAUGCCAACAGAAAGGACUGUUAUUAUUAAAACAAACCCGUCCAUACUUGAAGCAGACUACAAUUUCGAUUACAGCGAACCAACAUUGCCUCCCAGUUUGCCCAACCUAAAAAUCAUUCCAUUCCUGCCCACAGACGCAGUGAAAAAUGACAGGAAGCAAAUGAACUACGAUUACUAUGGCAAACUCAAACCAACUCCAGGAUAUCCUUCAAUUACUGAAAAACAUGACAACUGGGGUCAUCCAGCAGGAACAGGCCCUAAAAAUUCAAUUGCCAAAAUUGAUUAUGAUGUUGGAUAUGAUCACACAGUAUCGUAUCCUUCUAUUACGGAACCUUACGAUGAAAAUUCCAGUGAUCGACACAAGUAUGAAUUUAGUAGUUUUGAAUAUUCUGAUACUUCUUUGGAAGAGAUGAAAAACAAGUUCGAAAGUCCUGUUGCAGCUGAACCAUACGAUUUUAUGAAAACUGAAGCUCCGCCAACAGUAAACAGAUUUUCUCCGCCAGCUAAAACUGAAGGCGGAUUCGUUCCGAAGGAUCCAAUGCCCGAGCAGUUUUAUUAUGAUACUUUCCAUACUACCAAGUUUUUGAUUGAUUUGACCACAUCUGCACCGAAUGUUCUGACGACUGUGAAUGUAUCUAAAACUGCAAUCACUACCCCGGAUCCCUUCAAAGACGUCAUCAAAACUGAGCCACCACCUGAUCUAUCAUCGCUCAUAGUCGAUAAGGAGAAAUUGUUAGCCAACGGCCCUCAAGCAUCCAAAGAAAGUGAAGAUGACGCAGAUUUUGAAAAGGAAAUCAUCUCGAUAACAACUGAUGCCACGUACAAUUUCACAUCUGAAUACAAAGAUGCAAAGGAUGACCUUGUCAAUGAUUCGAAUUUCAUGGUGAAUUUCUAUGAACUUAGCAACGUGAAUAUUUCAACAAGCACUGUUCACCCGGCUGUCAUGCAAAGCAACGCAACUAAUCCCAUUCCACCAUUUUCUCCUGUAAUGAGCAAUACCAAGACGAAAUUAAACACCACAGAAAACAACUACAGCUUUGUUGCAGGCUUGGAUAGUGUUCUAGAUUUGUUUUUCAAAGAUGAGGGAAAGAACAUGUCAUAUGAAGGAAUAACGAUUCCACCAUUCAGAACCCUCCCUCCGGCCAAUACCAAAUAUGAGCUCAUAAAAACAUACAGUCCAGGAUCUACUCAUGGAGAUCUAGACAGCAGUGAUUCAGUUGAAGAUUUGAGUAUCUUAAAAGACGCCUUAUUCACUGGCUAUGAACCUAAAGACAGUGAAAGUUACAAAGUUCACUCCAAAGUCGAAACUUCUACUGAAGCCAAAAAACCUGAAGAUGUUCCAGCAAAUGAUAUGCCUGCCUUCCUUGCUGAGCCCUUUAACAAACUACCUUUUAUCAAGCCUAGUUUUCCAGUGAAACCUCCUAAAGAGUAUCACUAUAACCCUAUGAAUUCCGAUUUGGAUCUCAUGCUCCCUUCGCCAGGCGACACGGAGAUGAAAACGCAUUUCAAUGUCGAAGGAUAUAAGGUGAUUUCCAAUGACCCGACCAUAGCUCAAACGGACUCAUACGUCGUCAAUCCGGUUGACAUUAACAAACUGAAACAACAUCAAUCCGGAGGAGGGGCGCAAGUUUUCACCAAACCUGAUGCUUCGAAUAGUAUAAAUGAUCCAGCAGGAAUACUAAAAUUAGCAGGAUGCAAUAUCUAUGGAAGAAUGUACCGAGUUGGCAGGAUAAUUUCAGAGCUCUCUGGACCAUGUUUAGAAUGUAAAUGUACGGAGGUCGGUGUAAACUGUACACCACUUAGUUGUUGAAAGGAACAAUUUGAAAUCGAGAAAAUGUUGAAUCAGAAAGAUGGAGCUAAAAUUAUUUUGUCCUUUCGUUAUGGGGAAGGUCUAAUGAAAGAACUUUUCGUUAUUGAGAAAGUCUAAUGAAAAUUUCCCCAUGACGGACGCCUAUUUUACUCCAUUUGUUAACGAAAACUGUCUUUAGUUUUAGAUCUUCCAAAGUUAUAUAUUUUACUGUAUAUUUUAUUUAACAAAUAUCUCAAUUAUUGUAUCUCUAGAAUAAGUAGAUUGAUAAGUUUAGUUUUAGUUGCAAAUGAAUUGAAUAUGAUUUUCCAUUUAGUUGCAUAUUUUAACUAUUAGAAUUACAACAAAGUAUCAUGAUUUUCCACUUUUUGUACGGAAUUAUGUAAUGCAAGUUUCUCUUUUAAAGAAAGAAAAAGCAAA